UCUUGUGCAAAGGUGGAUGCUCGGCUGGUCGCUGCUGCGCAGCUCAGAGGAAACUUGUGCUGUUGAAACUUUGGAAACAUCGUUAAAUGUCUUUCACAUAGCUAAAUAUAUUUAAAGUAUAUGCUGCUCACGAACUGUCCCAAUGUCUGACGAGGGAGAGGAAAGCGACAGCGGCGAGAGAGGGCAUCUCUCAGAGUCUCCCUCCCCGCCUCUGUCCGUUUGUCUUCCCCGAGGAUCUCCUUCCUCUCCGCGGCCCCUCGACCUCUUCUCCUCCGCUUCCCCGCUGCUGGGGGACACAGAUCCGCCCUACCUCGCCUCUCCGGAGUGUCUUCACCCGUCUCCAGAGAAGCGGGAACCCGGGGAGUCCCCACACCUCACACCGCCAAAGUUCCACCUGAGCACCGGGGACGCCGGCUCUCCGUUUCGUUCGCGGCAAAAUGUGCGGAUAGAUGCGGUGUACGACAGCUACGAUGACCCGUUUCCCAAGUGGAGAGGACGAGGAGCGGCGAACGCGGAGCGCUUUCAGCACCGCGGACAGAGACUCCAGCGGGCUCCGGAGCUCUCGGACCACGGGAACCACUACUCUGUUGAGCACAUCGACACCGAGUUCAACUCCGAAACCAGGCAAACGGUGGAAGCCAUGCAUCGCCGGCACACCACACUUAGAGAGAAGGGGCGUCGCCAGGCAGUGCGUGGCCCAGCCUACAUGUUCAAUGAACGUGGCUCCCCCCUCACUGCAGAGGAGGAGCGGUUUUUGGAUGCUGCUGAAUAUGGAAACAUUCCUGUGGUCCGCAAAAUGCUGGAGGAGUCCAAAACCCUUAACUUCAAUUGUGUUGACUACAUGGGCCAGAAUGCUUUGCAACUUGCAGUGGGCAACGAGCACCUAGAAGUGACCGAGCUGCUUCUAAAAAAGGAUGGUUUGGCUAGGAUCGGCGAUGGUCUGCUUUUGGCUAUAUCCAAGGGUUACGUUCGAAUAGUUGAAGCCAUUCUCGGCCACCCUGCUUUUGGCGGAGGUCUCCGGCUGACUUUGAGCCCUUUGGAGCAAGAGAUGCGCGAUGACGACUUUUACGCUUAUGACGAGGACGGAACACGUUUUUCGCACGACGUAACGCCCGUCAUCCUGGCUGCUCAUUGCCAGGAGUAUGAGAUCGUCCACAUCCUUUUGACAAAGGGGGCCCGCAUAGAAAGGCCACAUGACUACUUCUGUAAGUGUUCAGAGUGCAUGGAGAAACAGAAGAUAGACUCGUUCAGUCACUCUCGCUCCAGGAUGAAUGCAUAUAAGGGCCUGGCCAGUGCAGCUUACCUGUCACUCAGCAGUGAAGACCCUGUGCUGACUGCCCUGGAGCUCAGCAAUGAACUGGCAAGACUGGCCAACAUUGAGACAGAGUUUAAAAAUGACUACCGCAAGCUGUCCAUGCAGUGUAAGGACUUUGUGGUGGGUGUGUUGGACCUUUGUCGGAACACAGAGGAAGUUGAGGCCAUACUAAAUGGCGAUGUUGACCAGUGCCCUCCAACCGCUUACAACCGACCCUGUCUCAGCCGUGUGAAACUGGCCAUCAAGUAUGAAGUCAAGAAGUUUGUUGCCCAUCCUAACUGUCAGCAGCAGCUUCUGACUAUCUGGUAUGAGAACCUGCCCGAUCUGAGGCAGCAGUCCGUCGGAGUGAAGUGCUCAACAGUCCUGGGGGUCACUGUAGGUCUCCCCUUCCUGGCUAUCGCCUACUGGAUAAUGCCAUGCAGCAAGAUUGGUCAGAUCCUGCGAAGCCCCUUCAUGAAGUUCGUGGCUCACGCUGUCUCCUUCACCAUCUUCUUGGGUCUGCUGGUUGUCAAUGCCUCCGACCGCUUUGAGGGUGUAAAGAACCUGCCCAAUGAGACCAUCACAGACCACCCGCGACAGGUGUUCAGAGUCAAAACCACCCAGUUCUCCUGGACAGAGAUGUUGAUCAUGAAGUGGGUGUUGGGUAUGAUUUGGUCAGAAUGUAAGGAGAUUUGGAGCGACGGGCCCAGAGAGUACAUCAUGCACCUGUGGAACGUUCUGGACUUUGGCAUGUUGUCCAUCUUUGUGGCAUCCUUCACAGCACGCUUCAUGGCGUUCCUCAAGGCAUCCAAAGCCCAGCAAUAUGUGGACAUGCAUGUACCAGACGAAGACCUCAGCAACGCCUCACUGCCUGAGGAAGUUGCCUACUUCACUUUCGCCAGGAACAAGUGGCGCCCCUCAGACCCCCAGAUCAUCUCAGAAGGCCUGUACGCCAUCGCCGUGGUGCUGAGUUUCUCACGCAUCGCCUAUAUCCUGCCAGCCAACGAGAGCUUCGGCCCACUGCAGAUCUCACUGGGGCGCACAGUCAAAGACAUCUUCAAGUUCAUGGUCAUCUUCAUCAUGGUGUUUGUGGCCUUCAUGAUUGGCAUGUUCAACCUGUAUUCAUACUACCUGGGAGCCAAGUACAAUCCUGCCUUCACCACAGUGGAGGAGAGCUUUAAGACUCUAUUCUGGUCGAUCUUCGGGCUGUCUGAAGUGAUCUCAGUGGUGCUGAAGUAUGACCAUAAGUUCAUAGAGAACAUCGGCUACGUGCUGUACGGGGUCUAUAAUGUCACAAUGGUGGUCGUCCUCCUCAACAUGCUCAUUGCCAUGAUCAACAGCUCAUACCAGGAGAUAGAGGAGGAUGCCGACGUGGAGUGGAAGUUUGCCCGGGCCAAGUUGUGGCUCUCCUAUUUUGAUGAGGGCCGCACCCUGCCCGCCCCCUUCAACCUGGUUCCCAGCCCAAAGUCCUUCUACUACCUGGUCCUCCGCAUCAAGUCCUGUCUGAUCCGCCUCUGCAAAGCCAACAGCCGUCGCCAUAACAACGAGCUGGAGCUGGGCAUGCUCAACUCACAGGCAAAGGAUGAGCACUUCAGGGCUUAUCCACGCCCAGGAGAAGAGUUCAUCCCCAGAAAAUCUAGAAAACACCCGACCAGAUACCAGAAUAUCAUGAAGCGCCUGAUUAAGCGAUAUGUGCUGAAGGCUCAAGUGGACAGAGAGAGCGAUGAAGUCAAUGAAGGCGAGCUGAAGGAGAUCAAGCAAGACAUUUCCAGCCUCCGUUAUGAGCUCCUGGAGGAGAAGUCCCAGGCGGCCGGAGAGCUGGCUCUGCUCAUCCAACAACUUGGCGACAAGUUUGGCAAGAACACCAUGAGACACUGACAGGACUCGCAAGAAGGAGAGCGAGGGGAGGAGGGAGGAAGAUGUGAAAGAGGGUGAAAUCAGGAGGAGGUGGGGGCCAGAAAGCAGGGAUCAGGGUAGGUAUUUUUAAGACCUUGAUAGCGGAAGAGGGAAAAAAAAGGGAGGUGUUUGAGAGACAGACAGGGAAGAAAGUGGAAUGAAAGCUCCACACAGAGUGAAAAUGUGCUACCUUAAGGCAAAUGUGUUUUCUUUAUGCAAUGGCCAAUUAGAGGGGAAUGUGGAGAGAAGAUAGCUGUGACUGCAAGUGAGCAGGAGGUCAGUGGGUCAGAGGUGAAGUUAACUCAGUUGGAGGGGGUUUGUGUCAACAGCUGAAUUCUAAUCAAAGACAGUAUAAUCAGGGAGUGAGAGAGGAGAGGAAGACAGAGGAGGCUGGGUGGGAGAUAGAGGGAGACGAAUGAGGAGAACACAAGCACCAUGAGAUAUGAAGAGGCACCUCAGGGAGACUGAGGCAGUGCAGUGAUGAGGGCCCCCACAUCCACUGCCAAGAGACAUCAGUCUAUCGCCCACUUGGAGGAGAGAGAGAGGGAAACCUAAAGAAGGGAUGACACAGAGGGUGGGUUGGGGAGUGAAGGGGGGACAAAAAAGCAAGAUAUCUGAAAACAAAACUGCCACUGUUAUUCACACCAGAAACACUGGCUUUGCUUCUAUGUCUUCACUUUGUCAGGACAAGCAUAGUGACGCCUGCCGAGAUACUGUACACCCCUUUUUACACCAGGCUAUCUAAUUAAUGCAUUUUCAUCCACAAUGCACAACUUAUGAUCAGGAGACAGAUGAUUCAGGAAAAAGCGGGAAACAAGUCAUUAAAGUUCACUCAAAAAUAUAAAAAUAUAACAUCAUCCUCUCAUUGUAAUGUCAGUCAAAUACCUUUGUAGGUCCAUAUAACACACAGUGUGUUGUAUAGACACGUGGGCUGUCUCCAAGAGAUCUUAUGUUUGUAGAAAUUGACUUUGAGUUCCAAAAGGAGUGGCAGUAACAUUACUCCAGAUGGCAAGUCCUUUUACCUCACUCAGUCUGAGUUAUUCAGAAUUCCAAAUACAAUGUACUAGCACAAGCACAUGCUGCCAGAAAUGUUGCAAGUAUAGCUUACUCAUUGAUAGCAAAUACAGAAAGGAUAUACAAAAACAAAUAGGAAAAGUCAAGGUCGAACAACUUCAAGCCAAUAGACAUGUUAAAUAUAACCUAGAUAGCUGUAGUGGAUAUUCUCCUUUUCAUCGUGCCUUUGCAGCACAAAGUGUCUCCAAGCCACAUGUUGUCUAAAAUAGUAACUAAAAAACGAGUUGUCUAUGAGGAGUUUUGGCUACAGCUGUAAAAUACAGGAGGUCAGUGAUUAUUAGAACCACAUGAAGGCAGAAAAACUCCCCUGUCUAAUCGCUGCAGGGCAGCCAGACGUUUGUCAGAUGAGAAAAUGUACGAUAUAGAAAUAUGCGAUCUGAGACUUUUGGAACAACAGUGCAGUUAUUUGGCUAUAAAACAUUGGGAUUCUGCUGAAGAAGCUGUGUGGAGUAAUUUUAUGGCCUUGUUUUUCUUUUGGAAACUUAUUUGACAUAUUGCUGCACUAGCUCACUGGCUGUGUUAGACUUUAGCAGUUAUUCGACUGACACGAGGACGAGGAGAACUGAGGAGAUGAACUGUUGCUUUAACUAGAAUAAAACGUGAUCCUAAUAAUAAUGCAGAGUUUGAUAAACUGUUAAUUUUCCCCAUUAGAAGUGAGAUCUUUUUUUAUUGUGCUAAAUGGAAAAAUGUAUCUACAACAAACAAUAUAAAGAUGUAGAUACAAAUAGGGUGCUACAGAUUAUGUUGACCUGUGGGAUUAGCCACUGUAUCUGUCCUUCAUGUAACAGCAGCCUAUUUUUGGAUUUUGACAAAAAAAAAAGCCAUCAUCCAUUAUUUAUAUUCUGCCCAACUCACCAUCCUGAACACAGUCACAAUUCAGCAACUUGAACAAGAUUCUCUCAGAUUAUUAUAGUUCCAGUUUGAAUGUUUCAGUAAUUUCUAAAAUCCUCUCACUCAAAACAGCAGCAUUCAAUGUUCACACAACACGGGUCUGCAUGUAUUUAUUUAUCCACAGAUUGAAUUGGUUCCUACUCUGCUGUGGAUUCAGAUAAUCAUAACACAUUGUACAAUCCCUUCCAUCCCUUUCAAAAAACAAAAUAAUAUCAAGCUAAAACACCACAAUUCUAUUAUUCUAUUAUUGUGUGGAUGCUAUCAAAUGUCAUUAGCCAUGUGAGUAAUAUUCAGCAAGGGCCUACUCCACCAAUUAACCCAUUUAUAUGACUGCCCUUAUACAUCAAAACAAUUCCGAUUGUUCAUCUUUAUUCAUUAGAGUAAAACUUCAACUUGCAAGACUGUGAGUUGAGUUAUUUCCAUAAGAAAAUGUACCUAUAUUUGAAUCCGUACAGGUAGUUUUUAAAAUGUUAAAAGCCUAAACUCAUUAGUUGGUGUAGUAGGCCCAAGCACACUUCUUAGCACCAUUAAAGUUGAGGGGUAAUUAACCAGGCUUUAAACAUAAUUCAAAAUAUUUUUUUUUUUUUAGAGAUACGAAGUUUAUAAUCUUUAGUGACUGAAUUCUAUUUCAGAUAGGCAAAUGUUGUUAGAGUCAAGUUAUGGUUUAAAUAGUGAGAUUUAAACUUGUGUGUUUAUUUAUUUGUACUGUGUGUGUCAGAGAGUGAGAGAGCAGCUAAUUCUUUUCUGUGUGCAGAACCAAGCUUAUAAUAAAAAGAACACAGUUUUAUGAUUCCCACCUCCUGAAAGACAAAAUUACCUGAAAUACUGUAUUUUUAACUUGUACGCAAGAAAUCUUGAUUAAAGCAAAAUCUUGUACUGUAUAUUGUCAUAUUUUUGAUCCUUGAAUUAAAGUGAGCAAGCUCUAAA
Dicentrarchus labrax (European seabass) is the source of this 6082-nucleotide messenger RNA. Its product is annotated as short transient receptor potential channel 7-like. Gene Ontology annotation, molecular function: inositol 1,4,5 trisphosphate binding; protein binding; store-operated calcium channel activity. The transcript has 12 exons. Lineage: Eukaryota; Metazoa; Chordata; Actinopteri; Moronidae. Gene Ontology annotation, cellular component: cation channel complex; membrane. Gene Ontology annotation, biological process: manganese ion transport; calcium ion transmembrane transport; regulation of cytosolic calcium ion concentration. The record is from RefSeq and is a predicted model, not a curated record. The coding region runs from base 143 to 3172 and encodes 1009 amino acids.